GCCGGCCGGGCGGGGUGGCUGUCGGCGUUCCCGUAGAGGGGGGGAAAGCGGAGUUUAGCGGGCAACAGCCAUGCCGCGCAGCGGGCUUCUUCUGGCGGCGCUCCUCGCCCUCUUGGCCCCCGUCAGAGGAGCUACAGUGAAGCCACCAUCAUCAGAUUUUGAUGAUUUUAACUUAGAAGAUGCUUUUGGACCUAGUUCCAAGCCAGAUCUACCUGCAAAGCCUAAAGACUCUGAUAACCCCAGGCCAGCUACACCUGUAAAGCCUAGAGAAUCUGACAGCUUUGAUGAUUCAGAUCUAUUUGAUGGUGAUUUACCAAGAGAAGGAGGUGGAGGUGGUGGCAGCAGUGGUGGCAAUGGAGAAGGGGACUCAAUUUCAAACAAGGGUGGAGAUGGUGAGGCUUCUCAGGGAGCAAUAGCUGGGAUUGUAAGUGCUGUGGCUGCUACUGCGAUUGGAGCAGUAUCUAGUUUCAUUGCUUACCAGAAGAAGAAACUCUGUUUCAAACAAAGCGCAGAUGAAGAGAAUGUGAAUAUGGACAGCCAUAGAGGAGCGCAAUCUGAGCCACCUGUUCAGCGCACACUUCUGGAGAACUAAGAGAAAUGAUGGUGACCGUUGAAACUGGAUAGAGAGCCUGCAUUUUGCCUGGGGGGAAAAAAAAAAGAGAAGAAAAAAAAAAAAGAAAGAAACAAAAAACUACAAUGUAAACAGUAGAGACUGAAAUUGUGUGAGAAAACAGUCCAUGGUGUUUGAAACAUUUUUGAGAGUGUGACUUAAACCUGAGUACUUCUAUAUGGUUAGUCCUAUGAAGCAGUGUUGCACACCAAUACAUGGCCUUAAUGACAGGAGAUGUUCUUACCUUUACUCCUAUGACAAAUGGGUGUGCCUCAAGUGCAUUCAGUAUGUUUAACUUUUUCUUACCUCUUACAAAAAAAUAAGAAGUUUAUGUUUUGUUAUGCCAUUGCUUUUAGGCAGUUCAGACUUUUUUUUUUUUUUUUAAAUAUCCUCUAUGGAGUGAAUGUACCAACCAAAUAAUUUGAGAUAUGAUGCAGGCACCUGGAAGUAAAGCAAAUGAAAUAGCUCACUGUGUUUGUGAUAAUGGAUCUUGAUGUGGGUGCUGCUGAUACAAUCUGUGUAGCUGCCUUGGUCAGCCACCAAAAGAUAAAAAAUUCAGAGAUGUUUUUGUAUAUUUUUCAUUAUAUCUGUCUGGUACAGAUUCUGAACAACCAAACUAGUGCACACAGACCCUUGAUCCUCUCAGGCUAUUCUUGCAUAGCAGCUACUAAGCUGGUCAGAUGUGGGAAAGCCUGAUUUACAAGCCAGAACCAUGACUGUAUUUUGUAAGACUGAUAAUCUGAAUUGUUAAUGAAGCGCUGGAGAGUGGGGAUUAAUGUCACCAGGCUCACAGAACCAAAAACGGGAGAGAAAGUAAUGUGUUACUUUGAAUUCAGAAGGAUCAUAAUACGCCCUUACAAGAUGAAAACUGUACUGCAGUUAACAAAUACAGACUAACAAGACUGACCAGAGCAACCCUGCCUCACUCCACAAGCAUCCACUAAACAUACAUGUGAAGAAUGCUUUUGGAUUUGUGAAGGAUUGCAAUUGCGAUGAAAGGCAGUGAUUGCAUUCUGAGCUGAAAGCACUUGUGGGAUUUGCUGUGGCUUUUGGAAGCUACCAGGAGUUUUCAAAGAUCCAUGGAAGCAUAGGAAGCUGUGCAUUUCAUAACAGUUAAAGGACUAAGUCUGGAAUAAUAAGCAGUUCAGGCUGGAAGGAAUAGCCCAACAGUUGGCUUUCAUUUUAAGUGGUUCUAGUUUUUGUGCAGUUUUACAAUAUUUGUCUUACUAAUGUGCCUCAGCCACCUGACAGAGUUCUACAGAAAGAUGGUAUUUCGUGGAAUAUUUUAGAAGUCGUUAUGAAUUUGGAUAUUAAACAUGUACAUCUAUGCAUUCAAAUAUGAAUGUAUGCCAGUGAUAAUUCAUUUAAGAAUUUAUUGUACUUAUUUCUUAGCCUGCAACAAAGCUUUACACAGAUUUUAGUAUUUUGUCAUGAUGGAAUUAAUUUGUAAACUUCUUUUUGCCCCACUUGUGCUUUUAACAGAAGAGUGCUAAAACUUCUAAGUGUUUUCAAGGGUGGAAGAGCAAUUUAUAUGUAAACAUCUGAUCUACAUAAAUAAAAGAAAUUAAAUGUACAGCUUAUCUGCAUGAAGAAACAUAUCAGUGCCAAGUGUAGAAGAAACAGAAGUAAAUUGAUGUCUAUUGAGAACAGAGCGAAGGGGAAGUUCAAACUUGCUUUUGGUAACUAGACUCUUGAAAUCUUUUUCAGCUUUUGCAAGCCAUAAAAAAUACUUGCUAAACCGUCUUGUCAUCAUUGUGAUUUUUCUUAAAAUAAAUAAUAAUUUUAAAAAAUUAA
Lagopus leucura (white-tailed ptarmigan) is the source of this 2404-nucleotide messenger RNA. RefSeq names its product CD99 molecule (Xg blood group) (gene CD99). Lineage: Eukaryota; Metazoa; Chordata; Aves; Galliformes; Phasianidae. The record is from RefSeq and is a predicted model, not a curated record. The coding region runs from base 71 to 592 and encodes 173 amino acids. Gene Ontology annotation, biological process: positive regulation of neutrophil extravasation; homotypic cell-cell adhesion; T cell extravasation. The transcript has 10 exons.